AUGGCUGGUUCUGCUGCUGCUGUCUGCCCGAAGCCCUUGUGUAAUGCUUUCACAGAAGUGGAUUAUGGUAUUGACCACUGGACACUACAGGAAGUGUCCGGUGCUACAACAGAGGCAGCAGACCUGCUGGUGUCAAAGGCACUCGAGCAUCGCCAGGAGCUGGAGGAGCAGUGCCUGCAGCUACAUUGGGUCGCAGUAGGUCAGCAAAGGCUGCCUCAGUGGAAGAAAACCACGGGCAUGGUUCGUGGGCGUCAAAUGCUGGGAGGCACAAAUAGUUACCCAGAGCUUGGAAAAUUUUACCAAGGAGACAUUAUAUUUCCUACUGGUUCCAGAAAUGCACUUGCUAUACCUUCUUUGCUGUGGCCUAAAGGAAUAAUUCCUUAUAAGUUUGAUCCAAGUUACACAAAGAAGGAAGAAAAUAUGGUUACUGAAGCCAUGGAGGGUAUUGAAAAUAAAACAUGUGUCAAGUUCACAAAACAGGAGAAGCAGAAGCAAUAUAUUUUCUUGACGAAAAAGAGAGAUGGGUGUUAUUCAAUGGUUGGCUAUCGUGCAACAGCUCGAGCUCAUACAUUGAAUUUACAGUCCCCAGAGUGUUUUGACCAGGUGGGAACAAUUCAGCAUGAACUUCUACAUGUACUGGGUUUACUUCAUGAGCAAGCAAGACCUGACAGAGAUGAUUUUGUGAAGAUUUACUGGGACAAUAUGGAUAAGGCUUACCAUCCCGAUUUUAUAAAGGCUAAAGAACCUGAGUUUACAACUUUUGGGUUACCAUAUGACUACAGCAGCAUCAUGCAUUAUCCUCGUACUGCAUUCUCAAAGGAUGGAAAGUUGCCAACAAUUGUUGCUAAGCAUAAUGAAGACUUGGAACUGGGACAACGAAAGGCCCCUACAGAUAUUGAUUUACAGAAGAUACGAAAACUGUAUCACUGUACUGAAAAAUAG
Messenger RNA from Schistocerca cancellata (South American locust), 942 nucleotides. RefSeq names its product low choriolytic enzyme-like. The record is from RefSeq and is a predicted model, not a curated record. Bases 1 to 942 code for a protein of 313 amino acids. Gene Ontology annotation, biological process: proteolysis. Gene Ontology annotation, molecular function: metalloendopeptidase activity; zinc ion binding. Lineage: Eukaryota; Metazoa; Arthropoda; Insecta; Orthoptera; Acrididae. The transcript has 6 exons.